Phalacrocorax carbo (great cormorant) is the source of this 1680-nucleotide messenger RNA. Lineage: Eukaryota; Metazoa; Chordata; Aves; Suliformes; Phalacrocoracidae. The record is from RefSeq and is a predicted model, not a curated record.
CCCGCCGAGCGGCGGGCAGUGCGCGUCCUGCUGCGUCUGGGUGCGCAGCACCGGGGCCUGCGUGUCCCUCCGCCGCGGCGGCAGGGCCGGACCGGGCAGAGCAGAGCAGCGCAGCGCAGCGGAGCCGCGCCAUGUCGCGGCUCAGCCCGCAGGAGGAGAACCUGCAAGGUUCCUGGGUAGAGCUCCACUUCAGCAGUAACGGAAAUGGCAGCGGAACUGCUGCUUCUCCGGCGAGCCAAGAACAAGUGCCCGCCUCUAUUUCCAUUCACAACGGUGACAUGGAGAAGAUACUCCUCGAUGCUCAACAUGAAUCUGGAAGAAGCAGUUCAAGAGAAAGUUCACAUUGUGACAGCCCUCCUCGUUCCCAGACACCUCAGGACAGUCACCGAGCUUUGGAAAUAGAGAGUCACAGCAGUGGAGAAAAGAACAGCUUUCAGUCUGAAGAAGAUUUCCUUGAAAGGAGGAAAGAAGUGGAGAGGCUGCUGAAGAAGAAUGCGGAUUGGAUAUGGGACUGGUCCAGCAGGCCGGAGAACAUCCCGCCAAAGGAAUUCCUCUUCAAGCAUCCCAGGCGCACAGCUACGCUCAGCAUGAGAAACACCAGUGUAAUGAAGAAAGGGGGGAUAUUCUCAGCGGAAUUUUUGAAGGUGUUUCUUCCUUCUCUGCUUCUGUCUCAUUUGCUUGCCAUUGGACUAGGGAUCUACAUCGGAAGACGCCUUACGACCACGGCUUCAAGCAGUACAUUUUAAAGGCACCUGGAAUCUAGCUUCGAAGCAAAGAAGAUACUCAUCUGGGAGGGGAGGAGGUGAACAGCAGAACCGUCCGAGCAGGCGAGGAGCGCCUGCUCGGUGUGUGCGUGUUGUCAGCGUUGUGCUCCCGCUUUAGUGAGAAUGGGAAAGGGGACGCUGAAGCCGACGUGCCACACGUCGUCUUCUGGGUCAGUGCGUAGCGCUUGUCUCGGGUGCAUUAACGUCCGUUACAUUGCCUUGUGGUGAAGUACCUUCGAAAAUUAAAACAACUUGAUGUUUAAAAACAAUCAUAGCUUCAGUAUAGCGAUUGUGAUUGAGCUGGUGUUCCUCUAAGCUGCUGUUUCUUUAUACUUCAUAGAUGUGAAUAUCCGUCACUGCUGCUGUAAUCACGACACUAAGGGAUUAGCCCACAGCGAUGUGUGGCCUUACGUAUCACGUACGGGAGUUCCCGAUUCAUACCUCGCUCGGGGCCGUUUCUUCCUCCCACAGGUUUUGCCUAGUUCCCCUUUGCGUUUGUGUGAGAUGCGAAAGGUUGGGAGCCCCUGGGAGGAGCUCGCGUGCGAGCGGAGCUGCCGUCGGGUUUUGCUAGGUCAGAGUGCGACGCACAGCAGCCUGAAUUAAAAUGUGGACUUUAGUGCCUGAUAAAUAGCUGCUUUCGCAAAGACGUUUGUUCAGCUCCCCAGUUGAUAGAAGCUCCUUCUCUUGUAUCUACUUGCAGACUGUCGCUUCUCAGUCUUUUUAUCUGUAAAAUAUUAAAUUUGCAUCUCACAUUUGCCUCAUCCUUGUAUAGAGUUAAGAAAGGGUUGCUUGCUUAUUUGUUUUUACUAAUGGAAUGCCUUUUCAGUCAGUGAUUUUACCUUAUUUAAUGAGAAGAAAAUGAAUGUUUGCCAAAAUACCAUGUUUUAUAUAUUUAAAUAAAAAGGUUCCUCGUGGA